UGCAAACGCACGCACACACCCACCACGUGUAGGGAAAAAGUGAGAAUGACUUCACGUCUUUUGGAAAUCCGCAACGGAACAGGACUUCUACGAUCUCCUUCAAAAUAUUAAGAGAGCAUGACCUUUUUAUCAGAACAAGACCAGAGUAUCUGACACAAUUGUCUAUGAAAACGUAUGAAACAAAACGAGAACCUUCAGGACAGUUGUAUUGAGAUUAUUUCCGACGACAAGUAUCCUGGAACGUCCACACAAGGUCUAAGAACAUCGGGGAUCUGUCCCAAAAAGCCAAUAGCAGUAGUAGGCCCACAGCUCAGACCAGUCCUACAAACUACGCAAGACGCCGGUACAUCGUCUAACUACGUUGACUACGAUGGUUCAAAUGUUUUGGUUGGUGGUGUCUUUGAAGGAGAAGAAAAUAACUACAUUCGAGAUGUUGGUGCUAACAUAGCCGGAGGUGACUUUGAAGGACAAGAAAAUUUCAGCAUUGGAGACGCACUUCAGGAUUUUUUUUUUUUUUCUUUUCUUUUCUUUCAGCUAAGAGGUAUAAUAUCGAAAACUUUGAGCAUGUCUGCAUCACACUUCAAAACACGUCUGACAGUGAGUAUGUUCAAACCUUGUGUAAUACUCUGAAAUCCUUAAAUUGAUGUGUUAUGGUGAAUAAAGAAUUGUUAAGACAUUGUUACUUUAGAAAUGGCUCAGAAGCGUUCGAGUAAUUCUCCCUCUUCAGAAGCUAAAAAAAUUAGAGUUGAAAAUGAUCCUACAUCGUCACAUGAUUUCUGCUUUGGUGAAACCUUGACUUUUCCUAGUAGUCUGUUACAACAUGACUCGUACACAUCUCUGAACCCUUAUUUAACCGAUGCAAUCAAUGAGUUGAACGAUAGUUUAAGACCAACACUUAGACAUGAUAUUCAGAACCCUAAUCCAGGUACUGAACACAACGUACCCCCGGCGUUGAACGAUAGUUUAAGACCGACACACACACGGUUGCCUCAUCAUGACAUGUUCUUAGAACUAAAUCAGAGUCUGUUAACGUUGCAGAAUAGCCUAAAUGUUCAAGAUCAACCUGUACAGUUAAAUCCAGCUUUGAUAGAAGUGGUGAAUAAUCUGAAUGAUAGUUUUAACUUAUCUAAAAGUGCCGUUAAUGCACUUUGGUAACCGGUCAACAUCAAGGACCUGCAUCUCAAGAAGAUUGGCUUCAGGAUCUUAAUCAAAGUCUUAUUUCGUUAAAUGACAAUAUCAUUAACUUAAUCAACCAACCUGUUAAUGUUCUGCAAAACCCCGAAAUUGGUCAUGAGUUCACCCCUGAAAUGAUAAACGAUACAUCAGUAAACGCAGUAAACGGUGAAAAUAUCCCCUUAGAUCACGUUGACAACGUAGCACCACCUAAUGGUGAAAAUAUCCUCUUAGAUCACGUUGACAACACACCGCCACCUAACAGUGAAAAUAUCCCCUUAGAUCACAUUGACAACACACCGUCACCUAAUGGUGAAAACAAUCAAAUAGGCCAUGGUGUAGAUCUUAAUAUUAGGAUAAUUAAUCGUGACAGCUUCAAUAACACAGAGAUCGUAAGAAGAGUGAAUUUUUCAUCUAUCGCUAAUGUUAACAGUUUUGCUGAAUUUUAUAAUUAUGUUUUAGAGAUUUUAAACAGCGUGGUAGAAGUUGAGAAUGAAAUGAUUUCACCUAAGGAUUAUGUCACUGUUGAAAUUAGAGGUGCUACACUCAAUGUGUCAUCUCACAUUCAACUAGUCAAUGGAGCCAUCGAUUUACAGUCUUUUUUGACCAUGCUCGAAAAUACCAUUCAAAGUAAUCGUGACAUAUUUACGGAUAAUUCGCUUGAACUGGUAGUACAGAUAGUUCGACCACCUCGCGGCGGUACAGGUUGUAGGCGGAAAAUUAUUCAAUAUAUUCAAUUCGGAAGUUGUACAGAAGAAGAUGCGACACUUGUAUAUUUUUUACAAUAAAGACAACAUGUGCUUUGCAUUAUACGUUACACAGCUUUUAAAUCGUGAUAAAAGCGAUUUUCAAAAUGAAAAAAUCGCUAAACAGCUCCAAUACGAUGUAGGUUUAACUGAAAACACACCCGUCACCUUUGCCGAUGUGUGUAAAUUUGAGGCACAUUUACAGUGUAAAAUUGUAAUUGUGUACAAAACUAGCGAUAAAGCAGGAUUCUCUUUCUUUCAAACCAGCGAGAUCCCCCAUGAAAAAACGCUGUACUUGUUUUUGCAUGACAACCACUAUUACGGAGUAAAAAGCAUCACCGGAUUUUUGGGAUGUAGUUUCGUCUGUCGUUUCUGUCACUCAGGGUUUAAGGAUAUGCGGAACCAUCGUUGUGUAUAUAGUUGUAACAUUUGUUGUGCUGUAGACUGCUACAAACACCCUCGAAACAUAACAAAAUGCCCGGAUUGUAUGAGGUUGUGUAGAUCUAAAUAUUGUUUCGAUAGUCACAAAGCGUUGCACCAGUCAGAAGGAGGAGGUGAAUAUUCUCAGUGUAAAAGAGGUUUCUACUGCAGUAACUGUAAUAUGGUGUACCAGGACCCAUUUGGCCUUAAACGUCACGUGUGCCCUGAGAGAUUGUGUAAAUUCUGUGGUGAAAAACUUGAUCCAGAUUAAUGUGAUGUGAACACAGGUGUUUUAUACGGCCGUUAAAGAGGGAAAAGUCUAAUAAGAGAUACAUCUUUUAUGAUUUUGAAACUAGACAGGAAACGGGUACUCAUACAGCUAAUUUCUUAUGCUGUAUGAAUUACCGCGGUCAGACAUGGGUGUUUCCAGGUGACACGUGCAUUGCGGGUUUUUUUUAGACAUUCUCACCGAAGGAGAUUCAGAGGUUAUACCUUUAUCGCGCAUAAUGCUAGAGGGUUCGAUUCAUACCUUUUGCUAAACCAUUUAGUGAAAGAAGGAAUCACACCCAAAAUUAUAGCACAAGGUGGAAAGAUUCUGUGUUUCACCGAUACCGAUUUCAACCAGAAAUACACUGAUAGCCUGUCUUUCUUACCCAUGAAGCUUAGCAAUCUUCCUAAGGCCAUGGGGUUCUCAGAAAAAAGAAAGGAUAUUUUCCUCAUUUCUGGAACACGUUAGAAAAUCAAAACUAUGUAGGACCGUACCCUGACCCCGGUUUUAUGGUGUGGAUAACAUGAUGACUAAAGACAGGGAGGAUUUUUUCAAGUGGUACGCGGCGGUGUCUGACAAAGUUUUUGAUUUCAAGAAAGAGAUGACUGAAUACUGUGUAAAUGAUGUAGAAAUUUUGAGAAAAGGUUGUAUAGCUUUCAGAGAGGAAAUUCGGCAAAGUACAUGGGUGGAUCCUUUUAAAUGUAUUACGAUUGCUUCAGUCUGUCUGAAGAUAUUUAGAACAAAGUUUCUCAAAGAAAACACUCUCGCCAUUCCACCUCUCGAUAAUUACAUCAACAAGCAGAAAUCUUACUCAACACCAGCCAUUCAGUGGCUCGAAUACAUUUCCACCACACAUAACCUACCUAUUCAACAUGCUCUGAACGAAGGUGAAGUUGGGUUCGGUUCAUAUUUCGUUGACGGUUAUUGUGAAGUGGGUCAUACGCGUAAGGCUUUUGAGAUUCUCGGUUGUUUUUAUCACGGUUGUGAAAAGUGUUUUCCCUCAUCAGCGCCGCAUCCUCUUAACAGCAAAGUUAGCUUUGGUGAUGUCAGGGUUAGGUCAUUGGAAAAGAUAAAGUAUUUGCAAGACACGCACAAUUUGCACGUCAAAACGCUCUGGGAGCAUGAGUGGCGUGAAAUGAAGGAAAACGACGAGAGAGUGAUAAACUUUCUAAAAGAGCUUGACUUUCCCAAACGUUUAAACCCUCGAGAUGCCCUUUACGGUGGUCGAACGAAUGCUUUGCAUUUACACUAUGUAGCACAACCCGGUGAGAGAAUAGAUUAUUACGAUUUCACGUCACUUUACCCGUAUGUAAACAAGUCGAAAACAUAUCCUAUCGGUCACCCCACAGUCAUUUUUCGUGACUUUGAACCUCUGGAUAAUUAUUUCGGAAUAGUUCGAGCGAAAGUAUUACCGCCUAGAGGCCUGUGGUCCCCGGUUCUUCCGUACCGUGUAAAUAACAAACUCCUUUUCCCUCUGUACAGAACAUGCUGCGAGCAACAACUAAAGCAUUGCGAUCAUUCAGACCGGGCACGAGCCCUAACGGGAAUGUGGGCCAGUAUAGAGUUAGCAAAAGCUGUUGAGAAAGGUUACCGAGUAUUAAAAAUGUUUGAAGUCUGGCAUUUUCCUGAAAGAUCCAAAAACCUCUUUACAGACUACAUUAAAAUGUUUCUCAAGACAAAACAGGAAAGUUCAGGGUAUCCGUCCUGGGUAGUCGAUGAAUCCACAAAACGUGAAUACAUUCAAAAUUACGAGCGUAAUGAGGGAAUUAAAUUGGAAGAAAAAAACAUUAACGUAAGCCCUGCCAAAAGAUCUGUGGCUAAACUAGCUCUGAAUUCAUUGUGGGGCAAGAUGUGCCAAAGACCGGACAGAUCAAACACAACUCUGAUCAGAGAUCCUGCAGAAUUUUUAAACUUUAUAUUCUCAGGCGUUUACAAUGUUAGUCACUUCUCUUUUUUGUCUGAUGAGGUCGCUCUUGUGCAGUGGCGUUACAUGAAAAAUAGCAUGAUUAUACUGGGGAAUGCUAAUGUGUUCAUAGGUAUUUUCACCACAGCGUAUGCUAGACUUGAACUGUACAACCUGAUGGAUCGUUUGAACCGCCGUUGUUUGUACACCGACACCGACAGCGUCAUUUUUAAAAGUAAAGAAGGGGAUUGGAUGCCGCCUUUGAGCGAUUAUUUGGGGGGUCUUACCAGCGAGCUAGACGACGGUGAUCAAAUAGUAGAGUUCGUAAGCGCUGGACCUAAAACCUACGGUUACAAAACUAAAAAAGGAAAGACAUUGAUGAAGGCUAAGGGCAUUACUCAAAAUUACACCAAUUCCAAAGUUAUCAAUUUGAAAUCAUUGACGGAUCUGGUGAUCGAUCAUGUGAAAUACCCCGAUAAACCCAGUCAACUUAUAACGUCACACAAACAAAUCACUAGAGAUAAAAAAGAAACCAGACACAGGAAAAAAGGUUCAGGGUUGUGUACAAUAAACGUGUGUUAUUUCCUGAUUUCACAACUCUACCUUACGGGUAUUGAUACCUAUACUGUUGUAUUUUUAUGUAUAUAUGUAUGUAUGAAUGUCUGUAUGUUGUUCAUUUGAUUGUUGUCGCUGUACGGUUGUGAACACUUGCCAAGGAAAAUAUGAAUGUGACUUCUUUUGACGCGAGGCUGCAACUACCCUUUUCAUGUAUUGUGUGUGGACCUAGUAAUAGUGGGAAAUCUUAUUUUAUCAAAAUGCUGCUGGAAAAUUGUAAAGAGGUUUUGUCCAAAGUUCCUGAAAAUAUUGUAUGGAUUUAUUCAUGUUGGCAACCUUUGUACGAUGGUUUGAUGACCAAAAUAAACAUCAAUUUUAUUCAA
This is a messenger RNA of Tachysurus vachellii, 5448 nucleotides long. RefSeq lists its product as uncharacterized. Bases 3131 to 5191 code for a protein of 686 amino acids. Gene Ontology annotation, biological process: DNA replication. The record is from RefSeq and is a predicted model, not a curated record. NCBI's taxonomy places the organism in Eukaryota, Metazoa, Chordata, Actinopteri, Siluriformes, Bagridae. The transcript has 5 exons. Gene Ontology annotation, molecular function: DNA-directed DNA polymerase activity; nucleotide binding; DNA binding.